Molecule: messenger RNA, 8613 nt
Organism: Polistes canadensis
Lineage: Eukaryota; Metazoa; Arthropoda; Insecta; Hymenoptera; Vespidae
Exons: 10
Coding region: 246-6782 (2178 amino acids)
Molecular function (GO): protein binding
Source: RefSeq, a predicted model, not a curated record
UAUAUUAUGUUUUCGGAACUGGGAUCGUCAUUUCUCAAAUUUGCGGUUGUGUAUUAGGAUAACAAAGAAAUAGGUGAUUUAUUAUACGAAUAAAUAAAAGAAAUUAAUCGAAAGAUUUGACGGUUUUGUUCAUGAGAUGCUUUUAAGGGUAGACAUUGAAUAUCGUCGAGAUAAUUCACGGAUUUUUUGUCAUUGCAUCUGGAAUAAAAUAAUGCGAGGUAAACAAGUAUAAAUAAAUAUGUCUCAUGGCUGCAAAAAAGCUAGACAGCAAGGAAAAUGGAAAUAUAGAAAGAGUACAACAAUUGUUACAAGGUCAAUCAUUCUACACUUUGAACAGAUGUGAAUUUCCUUUAACUUUGCAAUUUCAAAAAUUGCACAUUCGUCGAGGGGAUAAAAUUAACGAUAAAGAUAUUCAUAAAAUUUCUAAACAUGUUUUAAGAUCUUUAUACGUUAAUUUGGAUUUGUUACAAGAGAAAUGGCAACCAAUAGUAUUUAUUCGUGAUAUUUCUAUUAAACCACCGAUAAGAAGUUUCUUUUACUUCAAUAAUGGAUCAGAUUUCAGUGAAAGGUUUUCUUUUAAAAUACAUAAAAUAUGGUCACCAACGAGCAAUACAACUGAACAUUAUGUGAAAGUCGAGAAACGCUAUGUCGUGAUAAAUAAAAAUCCAAUGUCAUUAGAAAUGGCUGAUUCAAUUAAUCAUCUUGAAACAAUAACUUCAGAAAAUAAUUUGGAUGUAGAUUUAGAGGAAUCUCAAUUACCAACAUAUACUUCGACUAUUGAUGCAACGCUUUCAGCUUGUAUUACACGAACCGAUCAUGAAGGCAAUCUACCUGCUAUUGAUUGCAAACACGAUGAUACUUUAACUACUUAUGGUGAUUCGCGUCGUACAAAAGAUUUACAUAAAAUAGCAUUAAUGGAUUACCUUAUUAACGACAGUAGUGCUACGAGCUCUUCUAUGAAUAGUCAACAUGAAUAUUCGUCUGGUUCGUCGAUAGAAAAUCCUAAAAAAGUAACGUUGCAUAACGAUGAGAUCACCCAAUACGAAAAUGAAGUUCUUGGUGAUCCAUUUUAUGAAUCGGAUUGUGGAAGCGAGGGAGGAAAUGAGAUCUCUGAAUCUGUUCCAAAAGAUAUUGACGAAUGUAAAGAGAAAGUAUUCGAAAAGUUAGAAGAUGAAGAAGUACAUGAUAAUUGUACUCAAGUGGAAAGUUCAUGCGCAGAGAAAGUACAGCACAAAUUGACUGAUUUCACGCGUUCAUCGGCAUGCAGUAAUUCUAAUAUAAGUAAUCAUUACUUCAUAGACGCGUCUUCUUUGAACGACGAAGUGGAAAUUUUAAAUAUUAACGUUAAAGAAGAUGUACAAACUGGUACAAAUGCAACACGACCUUAUAUGUCUGUUUCCGCUGAUUUUGCACAGACUUUAUCGCAAAGUACUGCUACUGAUCAAUUCUAUAAGUUUACUACUUGUCCAUUUAAAGUAACCAACAUACAAAACGAAUGUAAUAAAAUUGCUGAAUUUGAACCGGAAAUGAAAAUAACUAAAUACUUUCAACCAGUUGUUGAUAUACCUAAGAUAACAAAAAUUAACUCAAUGUUAAUAAGCAAAGACGACGCGAAUAAGGGUACAAACAAAGAGUCAUUAGCUGUAGAAAUAAAAGAAGCAGAUAGCGGUGAAAGCAAUCAUGCUUCGCCGUGUCCUGAUAAUAGCACAAAUAUCAAUAAUUCUCAAGAUAAAGUAGAUGUAAACAGUGAUAUAAAAAAUGAUGAAAAUGUACGUUUGGAUAUUACGACGGAGGAUUCGAAGGAUCCUAAAGAGACUAAUAAAAAUACAACUGGAGAUGCACAGCAACCUUUGUUAAUAAGAAGAAAUACAUUUGAACUCGAUUCGAAUGAUAAGCUUUCCGUGUUACGACAAGAAUACGAACGUAGACAAGGCAAUCUUGUUUUUCAAAGUGCCAUACCACAAUAUUCGGGACAUCGUGUAGAUAGUGAUAUGAUUUCUAAUGCUACUACGGAUUCAACGGCUGUACCUAUCAAUGACGUAUUAAAUAAUUUUACUCCUGAUAUUAAAGUAGCUACAAAUAUGCAACAGUAUCAUUCAGGAUAUUUAUCCUUAGACAAUUACGAAUCUAAAAUUGAUAAAAAUUUAUUAGAAAAUAAUUAUCUUGCGCAAAAAAAUAGUAUUGCCAAUUCCGAUACAUUGUAUACCAGUACGGAUAAAACAACAGAUGAUAAAAUGACGUUGCAAUGUUACGAUGACGACGAUAGUGCAUAUAAGUCUAGCAGUAGCUUACCAGUUACUGUAGGUUGUAAUAUAGAAAAUGUUAAGUUGGUAGAUGUAAUCAGAAAAACUAAAAGAAAUGAAACUGCUCCAAUUAUUUCUGGUGGGGUCAGCACAUCAGAUUUUACCAAACCUAUGGAUAGUCCUAUCGUAAAACGUAAAACGGAAUCUACGCCUAUCGUAUCUGGCGGUUCUGUUAUUAUGGAUGAUACUAAAGAUAAACCAUCAAGAAUGUCUUCUUCCAUGACCGCGUGGGUUGUAGAUAUGAGCGAUUGUACAAAAAGUGAAUCAGGAUCAACAACGAGAGAUAGUUCCAUAACUAACAUGUCUCAAAGUUUUUCCACUUCUGAAUGUAUUAAAAAUUCAAUAAGAUCUAACAGCCACGAGAAGCAAAGUAGUUUAGGUUUUUUCGUCAAUUUAAAUAACGUAGAAUCUAAAGAAGAGAAACAACCGGUGGAAGAAAAUAUUGAAAGUAAAAAAUUAGAAGCACAGAAAAGUGACAAAGCUUAUUGCGAAUUCUAUAUCGAUAUAUCGAAUAAAAAUGAUCUUCCAAAGAAUAAAAAGGUUGUUAAAGAAGAUACGAAUCAUAAAAAUGUUGAGGAAGUCGAUAAGAAAAAUAUAUUCUCUAUGUUCAUAGAUUUAGGAGAUCCGCAAAAGACGACCGAAAGUGUUCCUCCUCCUCCUCCUAAAACGAUGCAUAAAAGAAAUUUAUCUUCGUUCACCGACAAACGUAUCGAAGAGAAAAUAGACGAGGUUGCUAUCAACGAAAAUUCUUCUACUCUUCAAGAGGAUCAAGAUUCACAUUCGACUAAAUCGAUUAAAGAAAAACCCAAACGCGGUGUUUUCAUGUUCAUCGAAUCGGAUUCUCCUAUAGUAAGAAGACGAACUUUAUCCUCUUCUCGAUCGGUUUUGAAACGUCAUUCAUGGAACAUCGAUAAAACACAAAGUACCAAUGGUAAUGGACAAGCACCUAACAAGGAAUCAAUAAUAAAAAAAGAACAUAAACGAGCGCAUAGCUUGUCGGUGGAUCAAAGGGAUUUGAAGAAGAUGCAAACUAAACAAAGUUCUUCUAGUCAUUCUCUCAGUGAUGCUGCAGGAGGUGAAUCAACAAAUAAUAAAAAUUCAAAUUCGUUUCACGAAUUGGAAAGUAAUUCUAAUAAUAACAUGGAUACGUCUACGGAAGAAUGUUUGGCGUAUGAUAUAAAGGAUACUCCUCCAAAUUCUCACAUAGAAAUAAUCGAUAAAGAAUUACGUGCUAGUAUCAAAUAUCAACAAUACAAGGAAUUAGGUAACGACAGAGAACAGCCAUUGGAUGACGAUACAAAAAUAUACGAAGACGAGUAUUCAGAUAUGUCUGGAUGGGGCAAGACAUGUACGGAAAGUACUAAUGGACAAACACGUAAAAGUGAAACAUUUGACAUUAGCAGUGGCAGCGGACCAUCUCCCAAUAGCGAUAAUCGUGAUUAUGAAUUAUCGGAUUUAUUAAGCCGAGAUGUUGAAACUAAUGUUAACAAACAUCCAAUUAUUCCUUCGACUGGCAAUAAAAUAUUAGAAACUCAUAAAUCUUUAAAUGAGACUAUUAAGAAGAUAGAAUGCGAGUUGGAAGGUCCAGAUUAUGUAAAAGCGGAUUGGACUUAUAACAAUCAUACGUCUGUAUCUAAAGUAGAUAAGAAUAAUCAUGUUGUUAAUCACGAUGUCAAGGAUUUACAAUUGAAUAAGAAAAAGCCUAGUUCGAAAUUCGUUAGGCUCUCUGAUUUAACAGAAACAUCUGGACAUUCUCAUACCUCUGAUUAUUUAAUGCCCAAGGAAAAUAGGGCUGUAUAUCGUAUGAGUAGUAGUAUUCCAGAAACAUCUUGGAUAGAAAGUAAAUUAGUUAUGUCAAGAGCCAACGAUUCUGUUAGAACUCUCUCUAGAGUAUUUUCUUCUGUCAUGAGUACUUCGUUACCAUCCAAACAAAAAUCACCACUUGAGGAAUUAACGAGAGACGGGGAAGCUGAAGGUAUCAUUUCUGAAAGCGAUAUUAGUAGCAUGCAAAGUAGCAUGGGACGUUCCGGAGCUGAUGGAAGUACAGAGGAAACAGAAACAUCAAGCUUGGCUGGAGGAAAACCACACAAUCGGUUGGGUGAAGAUUUGUUAAGAAUGUUUUCGGAAGAAAUUAAUACGGACGUUACGAUCGACGUAUCCGGAGAACGUAUUAGAGCCCAUAAAUGUAUAUUAAGUUCUCGUUGUCAAUAUUUUGCUGCAAUACUUAGCGGUGGAUGGAUCGAAAGCGCAGGAAAUGUAAUUUCCUUACAAGGAUAUUCUUACAACGCGGUAAAUUUUGCGCUACGUCACAUAUACAGCGGCGAAAGUAACAUACCAGAUUCCAUAAGCAUCGUUGAAUUAGCUACACUGGCUGAUAUGCUUUGUUUAGAAGGUCUUAAAGAAGUUAUCGGAUAUACUAUUAAAGUCAAGUAUUGUCAUUCUUUUCAUAAACCUUGUCAAGUGUGUGCUGUUGGAGUUUUGGAAUGUAUGCCAUUGGCAGCAGCUUAUGGUCUGGAUGAAAUAUAUCGUAAAUCAUUGAGAUGGGUAACAAGACAUUUUGUACGAAUAUGGCCAUGCAAAGCAUUCGCAACCCUUCCGAGAGAAUUAAUGGAAAAAUGUUAUUUACAACAUAUAGUACAUAUGUCUACAGAUAAUGUACUUCAAACUAUGAUGGAUUGUGAUAAGCUGUUAGCAACUUUGCCAAAUGCACGCUGGGCAGAACCGGUCUACAGAAUGGUUUCAAAUUUAUUAGAAACUACGUUGAAAUUUUUAUCCGACAAUUUUGCGGCAAUAUUAAACAAUGAAAAUUUCCAAUCGCUUGGUCGGGAUUUAACGUGGAACAUAAGCCGUUUGGAGGAUAACUUUUUAUCCGCGGCAGAACGUUUACCACCAGAACAAGCGUGUAAAAGUUAUUCCAGGUUGCAUAAAAUGUUAUUGCCCUUACAAACGGAUAAUUUUCAGACCAAGCUGAAAUGGGGUCCUUUGUUUAUUGAAUUUUUAAAGAAAAUUCAAGUUCGCGUUGAAAAAUGUUUGGUUCGCGAAGCAGCGAGAGCUGCGAGAUCAACGACGUGGUUAAAAAUGGAUUUGGAACUUCGUCGUAGGAUUCAAGAAUUAGCUUGUCUUGUUAUUUUACCACACGAAACGUCGAAAUGUCAAUCAAGGCAUUCCAACUUGUUGAAGGAAUCAAAGACAUCGUCUGGUUGUUCGGCGAGUCGGAAUUUAGAUUUGAAACGUGUUAAAAUGGCUAUAUCCGAGCACAACGACAAAACGAUGAAACAAAUGCCAACGCGCAAAGUUUUAAAUAAACCAAAAAGCGAUCCCGUUGAAAGAAAAUUGCAAGAGGAUAAUAAACCUAGUACGAGUGAUGUACCUCCAAGUCGACCUAAAUCAUGGCCCAAUAAAAUAGAAGUAAAGUCUAGAUAUUUAGAACCGAGAACCAAAUUUGUACCAAAAGAGAAUGCUACAGUGAGUCAAGAUAAAGUUAUAAUACAAAGACGAAAAAUUACGAUCUCGUCGUCAGAUUCAUCGCGUACGUCUAGUCCGGCGACAAAACGAGUGACAGAGAAAAAACCAAUAACGAGAGUAAAGUUACCCGUAAAGAAAGACGUAAAGGCACUGUCGUCUGAUAGUUUGACAGAAUCUAACAUGGCCAGACCGAACAAGAAGAAAAAUGUUAUAAGUAAAAGUUGCGGUAUAACUCGUCCAGAAUCGCCAUCGUUUAAACAGAAAAGCACGGAGAUUGGAUUGUCAGUAGAUUCGUUAGCAGAAUCUAAAAACAAACCUACGAUCGUAAAGAAAAAUGUUAAAAAAAUGGAUACAUCGAUGUCUACCGAUAGUCUUAUGACAGAAAUAACAGCCAAUCCUAAAUCUAAUCCAUUACAAAAAUUAUCACCGACAUUAGGAAAGAAUAUAAAUAAAACUCAAAUUUAUGAUAGAACGAAGAAGAAUAUAUCACCGAUGCAACAGAAAAAUCCGGUACCGGUAACGCGUAGGCCACCAAGAACUUUGGAGAACUCAACUGCAGCGAGUAGAAGUAGGGCAGCAGCUAUUAACGCUUAUCACGGUUCGCCAAAUUUACGUAGGAAUCUUUUGGAUGCUGCCAAAACACCGGAUAUAUCAAGUAAGUCGAUAAAUAAUGUUCCCAGUCGGAUAAUGAAUAUGCGGCAAACUGUACAAUCGACUGCUAUGGUUAAUUCGAUCAUUAAAAGAGAAAAGAAAGACAACAGCGCUAAUCAACAAGGAUCGGAUAAUUCGAGUAGAAAAUCAUCCCCUAAAUCUGGCACUAAUAGACCGAAUAAACCGAUCCUUGUUAAUAAAAAAUUAUCUUCCAAAAUCAACGACGAUAAGAUCAAAACUAAGUGCCAUACCGAAGAGACUCCUAAACAACUAACGGUGGGUUCUAGAUCGGGCACGUUUCUUAAAGAUGAGCCUACUAUACUUAAAAAAACGGACAUUAAGUCAUCUCAGAUAAGUACUUAAAUGUGCAUAUGGAAAUGUAAUCUUUUUUCUAAGAUACAUUACUAUAUUAUUAUAAUAAUAUUAAUAAUAAUAUUAAUACUAUAAUAUUAAUAAUAAUAAUGAACACGCAUAGAGAAGUCAUUUAACGCAGCUAAGAACGUGAUAAAUGAAACGAAUCAUGCUCGAUGUAAGAUAGAUUAUUGCAAUUUAAAUUAUAUAUAUAUAUAUAUUAAGGCACAAUUUAAAUGCACACUUGAUGAUACGUCUAUGCGUGUGCGCGUAUUAAUAUGCAUAUGCAUACAACGUUCUUACAGGCUCUAUAGCAUGUGAUUUUGUUACAAUAUUAAAUAUUACUACGUAUACACGGUCAGACGUUAUAUAUAUAUAUAUGUAUGUAUAAUAUUUUAAUCGCAUUCCUUUUUGACAUACGUUUAUCGAUGACAAAAUUACUAUUAUAUAUAAUUUAUUUUUAUUCUAUAUAAAAUAAUUUCCAUUUCCUUGAUCAGCACUGUAAAUAAUUAUCCUGUUGUUUGUGGAACAGUGUGGUCACAAUUAUAUUACCAUAUUUAACAUCUUAGAUUUUAAUUCUAAAUACAAGAACGAAAGAAGAAAGAUCGUGAUUUUAUAAAAUAUCUUUUUCAGAAGAGUUUUCAAUUAUUAAUUAAUUAACUUUCUUUUUUUUCUUUUUUGCUGCUAACGAUAAGCAAAUUUGAAUAUUUUUAUUUAUUGUUUUUUUUUUAUAAUACUUAUUAUAUAAACGAAUAUCUUCAAAGAUCGGAUGAAGCUUGACAAAAAACAACAGUUUCAUAUAUCACACACAUCACAUGUAGAGACACGUAUUUUAAAUGUUUGCAACUACAUUUUCUGUCUAUAUCAAAGAUAAGGUAUGAUACGAUCAACUUAUAUAUUUUUAGGUAGUUGCAAAAAUUAAUCCUUUUCCCUAUUUUCGAAUAGAGCCAUAUUUAUCAUUUUUGUUUUUGUUUUUUUUUCUUUUUUACUACAUACAUAUAUGUUUUUUUUUAGCAUAGAUUUUAUUUCUAUAGUAUAUCUGUAAAACGACAAAUUAUGAUCGAAUUUUUUGUCUUCUUAAUAAAUAUAUUGCCAUAGUCUAUAAAUAUAUAUUAUAUAUAAUGUAUAUUUAUUUCAUUGAUUGAAAAUUUUUUUUUGAACUUAUAUAACAUUUAGAAUGCAGGAAAUAUAUUGUAUUCCUAUAUACAAUAAUAAUAUUUAGAAUGGUAAGGAAAUGUCACAUAUUGUAUACAAAUUUUUUAAUAUUCCAUUAUGUUGUUUCAGUUUCGUAUUAAUUUUGUCGAUCGAUGAAGAUAUACUAUAGCAAAAUAAAUUAAAUAAUUAAUAAAAAGAUACGCAGUUUUAUUUAACGUUGUAUGUGAUAUUUUUUGAUCUAAGUUAUGUUUUGCGAACAUUAUUUACUUAUAUUGCUGAACGAUCAGAAUAGAUAAAACAUGAAGAUAUUAAAAUUCUGUUCUGAUCGUUUAGUUUUAUUUACAAAAACAAAUAAAUGGAUAAUUAUAUUUGUUCUAUUAUAUAGACUUAAGUUAAUUCGAAUGAAAAUAUACAUUUAAUUUUCCUAGAUUAUUAUAUACUAUCUUAGAAAAAUAUAAUUUUUUUUAUCUUCAUCGACAUAUCUACAAAACAUACAAAAGAAAAAGAAAUUUCUUGCUUCGCCUUAAACAAUACUGUACGUUAAUAUAUAUUUAUUUAUUAAAUUCUAAUCUAUAUUUUGCAAUGUAAAUUUUUAUGCAAUGUUUAUAAUCUAGUCAUUUGUAUAUUAAUUACUUUUAUGUAAUGUUAAUAAACAUCUAAAAGUGUUAAAAUAUAUUUACCAAUUAAA